This is a messenger RNA of Dermatophagoides farinae (American house dust mite), 5923 nucleotides long. Lineage: Eukaryota; Metazoa; Arthropoda; Arachnida; Sarcoptiformes; Pyroglyphidae. The record is from RefSeq and is a predicted model, not a curated record.
CAGAAUUCAAUUCUUUAUGAUAAAACAGUUCGUAGAAUACUAUUUAGUUAUUAGAUUUCAACAACAAAAAUACAAAUGUCAAGACGAAGUUUUUCUCCGGCUACAGCCGAUAAUCGAAUAAUGGCUACUAAUACAAUUGGCCAUCGUUCUGGAUCAUCAUCACCAUCACAUUCUAUUCAUCAUACAACAUCAAUAAAUAUGGCUACUAAUCAUUAUCAUUAUCAUCAACAACAACAACAACAACAAUCACGACAACAAGGAAUACGAACAGCAACAACAACAACCCGAACACCAUCACCGUCAUCAAGACAUUCACCAGCACCAUCAUCAUCGACAACAACAACAACUACUACAUUAUCGGCUAUUCAACAAACGCCAUCAUGUAAUUUCCGUUAUGUAGGAUGCUAUUUGCUUAUAAUUAUUAGCGAUGGUUGCGAUCAAUUACGGCAACAAUCAUGGUUAAGACAUCAAACAUUAUUAUCAUCAUCAAAUGAUUUAUCAUCAAUUCUUUUACAACAAAAAUCCGAAUUGGAAGAAUUUAAUCGUCGAUGGACAAGUGGUUUUGUUGCUAAAGUAAUACAACAAAUUCGUAAAGGUUUAACUAUUUGGCAAUCAACUACCGGUGUCCGUGAUGAAAAUGAAUUAAAAGAAUUGCAAUCAUUUCUUGAUAAUUUGGAUGAUCAACAACUGAGAAACGAAUCGAACGCAGAUGGCAACGGUCAAAUAUUAUUACAAUAUGCUCAAAAAUCAUUAGCCGUAGAAGUAUUAUGCAAUCCAUCGCUAUUAACAUUAAGUCAAUGUUUACAGAAUGUAUUACGUUCACCAACUGGUCAGGUACAAAUUAUCUAUGCUGGAGCAACAUUCUCCGAAACAGGAUCAUGGUUAUUGGCUGAUGGUACAUUUUCAGCAUAUAAUUUCUAUGAAUUAAUUGAAGAAGUGGACACUAAUUAUAAACGAUCGAAUCAAAAUGGAUCGAAUAAAAUUUAUCAUGAUAUAUCCAAUGCUGACAAUGAUAAUGGUAAUGAUCCAUGUAAUGGACAUCGAUCAAUUGCUGAACAUCUUAGUUCACAUGAUGUGGUUGUUUAUUUACAUACCGAACCAGCUGGUGAAUGGGCUAUAUUACGUGAUAUAUUUUCACGACAUCAUAUCGACACACAUUCGAUGACAACAUCGAUAACUUCAUCAUUAAUUCUCAAUGAUCUUCAUCAUCGAGCUACAGCCACUACUAAUACUAGAUCGGCUACAACUUCAAGCAAUCGAUAUAAUUCGAAACGUCCAUCUAGUAUUGUUUCUACAUCGAAAUCAGUACCGAAUAUAACCAGUGGCCAAAUUGAUAAUGUUCGACGUUUUCUUUUUCAUUUUGCAUUGAAUCCUGAACAACAGGAUAUGAGCCCAUUAGAUACGUUACCCGAUAAAGGUGCCCAAAGUUUGCUCAACUAUUUGGGUGAUCGACUUGCUUGGCAUUUUGAAUGGCUAAUGCAGCCGCAAGAACGUGGCGGUGCUGGUCUUGGAAAUUCAUUGGCUUCAGUAAUUUGUACACAGGAUCCAAUCGAUACAGUUGGAUUUGUACGGCUUCAACAGCCGACCAUGUAUGUAUUUCCUAGUGGACAAGGCGAUUGUGCUUUAUUGUCAUUGGACAGUGGUUUUACGAUGCUUCUUGAUGCUGGCUAUAUGCCAGCACCUCGAACAAUAUGGCCUUUUAUUAAACAUUUGCAACGUCUUGAUUCUAUUGUGGUAACACAUUUGGGAGAAGAUAAUUUUUUCGGUUUACUAAGUUUAUUGACAUUGAAAUCAAUUCGCCAACAUUGUCAUCCAAAUGUUUCGUUUGGACAAUGUCCAAGAAUUGGCUACCUCUUCUGUAAUGAUCAUCUUUCAGGGCCACAAUUAAGUCCAACAUCAUUAUCAUCGGAAUCGUCGAUUGAUCAAACUAGCAGUGGUAUACGAAACGAACCAAUCGUUCUGGAUGAUCAUCGUAUAUCAUUAAAUGAACUCAAUCGACAGCUCUUUCAAACACUAAAUGAUCUAAAAAUUCAUCCAUUAGCUUGUAUACGAAACAUUGAUUCAUUGAAUAAGGAAACCAAAAAAGAAUCGGUUUCAUCUAAUCGUGAUACUAAGUCAGUUCCACUUCCGCCUACACCAAUAACUUUGUAUCAUAAAGUAGGCGUAGGCACAUUAUAUAUGUAUGUAUUAAAUCCAACGUUGGAUCGAAUUUUGGCCAAUACGAUUAGUAAUAUUGGUGGUGGUCGUACCACUGUUCGAAGUUCAAGUGGACGUUCAACACCAACAAAACAACAACAAGAAUUAAUGGAAUCAGAACAGCAAAACAUUCCAGAAGCUGAUCAACAAUCAAUCUGUAGUCUAUUAAUUUGGCGACCACAUAAUCCAGCCAAACGUAUUGUUCGUAUUCUAUUUCCUGGCAACUGUACUCAAGCUCAAAUUCUUGAAGGUUUUCAAUCAUUAAUGAUUAUAUCGAAAUUUGAUCAAACUGUUUCUGAAUCAACAACAAAUGGAUCAAGUCGUUUAUCAAGACGUUUCAUGCCAACACGUAAACAGAUGAAUACAUCGAAUGCCAUCCCAACAUCAUUAUUAAACGAACGUCCGGAAUGUAAAUCAAAUCUUACUGAACUACUUGAAUUAGAUAUGUUAUUACAUCAACGUACACCAUGUACUGGUGAACAAUUGGAACAAAAUUUCAAAGUUCGUUAUGAAAAAACUAUACCUACAAUUGUAUCUACAAGUUCUUUACAUCAAUUUGGCCGAUCAUUAUCGGUAGCACCAAAUUUAUUACGUUCACGUCAACAGAAAACUAGUGCAACUGGUCGUGCAACAACAACAACAACAAGCAAAACUAGACAAAUGAAUAGUAGACGUUCAGAAACACCAAGUAGAUAUAGCCGAUUCCGAUCAGUAUCACCGCCGACGAUUCAUCAAUCAAGAAUAAUCAAUACGGAAUCGACAAAUAUUCGUCGUCAACAGCCAAUUACAACGACAGCAUUAUCCAGAACAACUACCAGACAACACCAACAACCAACAAUUGAUCAUUCAAUUGUAAAUCGACAAACUAUGACAACAGUUCAACGUCAUACAAGUGGUCAUCAAGUAUCAUCGACUCAUCCGAAUACACAAGAAAAUCGUUUAAUAGGUAAACCACCAUUACAAUCAGCACCGCCACGAACGAAUCAAAUUACAUCGACAACGAAAUUACAACCAGUUCCGCCCAAAACCAAACAAAAACCUAAACGCAUCACGACAACAAUGGCUACAAGCGGUAACAUAGAUUAUAUGAAUAAUACAAAUAGACAAAUUGGAUCUAGUUCGAAUCGAAUGAUUGACCAAAAGAUUUCAUCUGAAGAACCUGUACCAAGACCAGUUGUACGUCGAAAAUUAAUUGGAGACCAACAACAAUCGAUAUCUCAACAACAAGUGAGCAAUGAGACAUUGGAAGAAAAGACUACAAAAGAGAUGGAAAACGUUGAACGACCAAUUCAAUUACCGGCUUCAUCCGAAGCAUUGAGUGAAGAAACAAGUAUCCGAUCAUCAACGGAUGAAGAAGUCCGUAAGAUAACCAAACGAAUGGAACAGCAACAAAUGAAAACUGAAGCAGUUAUGCGUGCAGCUGCUGUUGAACUAGCUAAAAAUGAACACCAACAUCAACGAGAUUUAAUUUCAACUAUGAUUACUGAUCAACAACAGGUUAUACAAAAAACCAGUGUUGAUUAUGAUGAUGAUGAAACUUCAGUAACUGCAGCAACAACAACAAAUGCUGGUCAAGAAAUAAUUGAUUAUGAAACUGAUCAUGAUCAAUUAGAUAGUCUAACAUCAAACGAUGUUGAUAAUGAACAUUUUAUCGAACUUUUACAAGGUUCAACAAUUAAAGAUUCUCAUUCAAUGGAAUUGAUUGAUCAGAAAGUGGUUGAUAAAGGGCAAGAAAUUGACUUACAAUCAGAAACAUUGUCCAAUAAAGUAGAACAAAUUGUUGACAAAUCAAAUGAAAUUGUUGAACAAGAAACAAAAAUGACAAUGGCUACAAAACAAUCGAAAAUGAUUGAAGAUGAAAGUCAAGAUUCAGAAUCUUCUACAGAAAAAAUUGAACAAGAAAUUCAAACUGAAACAGAUAAAUCAACAGAUCAUGAACAUUCAUUAGAAUCAGAAAUGAAUAAAUCUGAUGUAAAACUUGAAGAAAAACAUGAAUCACAAUUAAGAAAGGAAGAGAAUGAAGAAGUCAAAGAUCAGAAUAAUAAUGUGACGGAAGGUGAAAUGGUGGAGGAAAAAAUAAUGGAUGUGAAUGUGAUCAAAAAGAAACCUGUUGAACAAGUGCCUGAAUCUGGAACGGAACCAAAGUGUACAGCUACUGAAACUGUGAUAAUCACAAAAACUGAUGAAAAAUUAACAAAUUUUACUGACCAAGCUUUCAACGAAGAAAAACCUGGCCAGAAAGUUAUUGAACAAGAAAUUAUUGAAAAAGUUAGCGAAGCGAAAUCUGAUAAAGAUGAAAAAUUGAAUAUUCCAGAUAUAAUUGAAGCAAAAAAAGAAUCGAAUUCAAUAGAUCAAAAAGCUGAAACAUUAAUUGAUCAAUUGGAAUCAAAAUCAACUUGUGAUGAAGUUAAUGAUAAAUCAAAAGUGCCUGAAUUAACAAAAUCACAAAUAGAAACAGUAAUCGAAAGUAGUGAGCAACAAGUGAGUAAAGCGCCAUCUGCCGAGCAAGCUGAGAAAGAAUCAGAAUCAUCUGAAACGGCGGAUAAAGAAUCUUUGAAAGUUGAAUCGACUGAAACGGAACCAUUGAAAGCUGAAACAACAGAACUAGAUUCAUCUAAAUUUGAAUCAGCCGAAACUGAACCAGCGAAAGUUGAUGUGGUGCAAACGAAAGAAGAACCACCAAAAGUUGAACCAGACAUACCAGAACAAGCCGCAGUUAAGUCAACAGAAACAAAACAAACAAAAGAUGAACCAGCGAAAAUUGAAUUAAAAGAAACAGAACCAAUAAAAGCAGAAACAACGGAAAUAGUGAAAACGAAAGCUGAAACAAACGAAAAUGAAGAAGAAAAAAAUGAAACGCUAAAAAUCAAAACUAAUGAAACGGUUUCAAUAGAAAAAGAACCAGUCAAAGUCGAAUCAGCCCAACUAGAGCCGAUUAAAGCCGAAACAAAUAUAAAAGAACCAAUCAAAGUAGAUACUGCGAAAGUUGAAAGUAAUGAAAUGGCUUUAAUGCAAAAAGAACAAGCAACAGGUGAAUCAACCGAAACUGAACCAGCAAAAGUUGAAACUAAAGAAGCGGUGCAAACGAAAGAAGAACCACCAAAAGUUGAACCACACAUACCAGAACAAGCCGCAGUUAAGUCAACAGAAACGAAACAAGCAAAAGAUGAACCAGCGAAAAUUGAAUCAAAAGAAAUAGAGCCAGCAAAAGCAGAAACAACGGAAAUAGUGAAAACGAAAGCUGAAACAAACGAAAAUGAAGAAGAAAAAAAUAAAACGCUAAAAAUCAAAACUAAUGAAACGGUUUCAAUAGAAAAAGAACCAGUCAAAGUCGAAUCAGCCCAACUAGAGCCGAUUAAAGCCGAAACAAAUAUAAAAAAACCAAUCAAAGUUGAUACUGUGAAAGUUGAAAUUAAUAAAACGGCUUUCAUGGAAAAAGAACAAGCAACAGCUGAAUUAACCGAAACUGAACCAACAAAAGUCGAAACUAAAGAAGAGGUGCAAACGAAAGAAGAACCACCAAAAGUUGAACCAACCGAACCAGAAAAAGUAAAAGAUGAACCAACCGAAAUUGAAUCAAUAAAAGAAGAUUUUACAAAAAUUAAACCAAGAGAAUCAGGAGUUAACAAAACCUGAAACAAGUGAAAAUGAAUCAAGAAAAGUUGAUACAACGAAAGAAGAAAUUCAUGAAGAGAAAUUCAACGAUACAGAAUCUGCAAAAGUUGAA